Molecule: messenger RNA, 2766 nt
Organism: Tupaia belangeri chinensis (Chinese tree shrew)
Lineage: Eukaryota; Metazoa; Chordata; Mammalia; Scandentia; Tupaiidae
Gene: RGL3
Product: ral guanine nucleotide dissociation stimulator like 3
Exons: 18
Coding region: 199-2340 (713 amino acids)
Biological process (GO): Ras protein signal transduction
Cellular component (GO): plasma membrane
Molecular function (GO): guanyl-nucleotide exchange factor activity
Source: RefSeq, a predicted model, not a curated record
GGCUGGAGGGUGGGAGAAAGAUUCCAGGAGGCUGGACCCAGGGACGUUCCCAAAUGCCACCCAUCCUCUCAAGACCUGGGAGGAGGGUCCCGCGGCAAGGAGGGGACCAGGUUGCGACGUGUUGCAGUCUCGAAGUCUCUGGCUGUAAAUGGGGGUGGAGCAGGAGCCCGCGCGGCGUCGGGGGCCGAGGCCCGGGGGAUGUGUCCCCCUGCGGCGCUGAGCUGGCUCCGCGUCCAGGCGCCGCUGCAGGACUGGGGCGAGGAGACGGAGGACGGCGCCGUGUACAGCGUCUCUCUGCGGCGCCAGCGCAGUCAGCGAUCGAGUCCCGGGGAGGGGUCCGGGGGCAGCCAGGUCCCCACCCCCGCUGCCCACACCUUCCUCCAUUACCGCACCAGCAAGGUGCGGGCGCUGAGGGCGGCCCGGCUGGAGCGUCUGCUGGGAGAGCUGGUGUCCGGAGACCGCGAGCAGGACCCGGGCUUCCUACCUGCCUUCCUGGCCACUCACCGGGCCUUCGUGCCCACGGCCCGCGUGCUGGGCUGUCUGCUGCCGCCGCCGCCGCCGCCCCCACCUCCGGGGGCAGAGAUUAUGAAGACAGAAGAACAAGAUUUGAGCUUCAACAAGAACUUGAGGGCUGUGGUGUCCUUGCUGGGCUCCUGGUUGCAGGACCACCCUCAGGAUUUUCGAGACCCUCCUGCUCACUCAGAUCUGAGAAGUGUCCAGAUAUUUCUGGGUUGGGCGGCCCCAGGUGGAGCUGAGGCCCUGGAGGCAGAGAAACUUCUGGAAAAUUUCUUGGAAGACACUGAGCAAGAGAAGGAAGAAGAGGAGCAGCCCCAGUCAUGGGCAGGGCCUCCCAGAGCUGCCCAAACUCCUGACCCGGUCUCCCCCGAGGGCUGCGCGGAAGAGGACCAAGGGCUCAGUCAGGAGGGCCCCGAGCUCCUGGACUUCAGUGUGGACGAGGUAGCCGAGCAGCUGACGCUGAUGGACGUGGAGCUCUUCUCGCGCGUGCGGCCCUACGAGUGCCUGGGCUCCGUGUGGUCGCAGCGAGACCGGCCCGGGGCCGCAGGCACCGCCCCUACUGUGCGCGCCACCGUGGCCCAGUUCAACACAGUGACAGGCUGCGUGCUGGGCUCGGGACCCAGGACGCCCGGCCUGGCUGCCCAGCAGAGGGCGCAGCGGCCGGAGAAGUGGAUCCGCAUCGCGCAGCGCUGCCGAGAACUGCGCAACUUCUCGUCCCUGCGCGCCAUUCUGUCGGCGCUGCAGUCCAGCCCCAUCUACCGGCUCAAGCGCAGCUGGGGGGCCGUGGGCCGGGAGCCCUUGUCCACCUUCAGGAAGCUGUCGCAGAUCUUUUCCGAUGAGAACAACCAUCUCAGCAGCAGGGAGAUUCUCUCCCAGGAGGAAGCCACCGAGGGACCCCAAGAGGGAGUCAGCCCCCCAGGAAGCCUGCCCCCAACCUCACCCCCAGGCCCCAUCCCGUAUCUGGGCACCUUCCUCACUGACCUGAUUAUGUUGGACACAGCCCUGCCGGACACAGUGGAGGGGGAUCUCAUCAACUUUGAGAAGAGGAGAAAGGAAUGGGAGAUCCUAGCCCGGAUUCAGCAGCUACAGAGGCGCUGUCGGAGUUACUGCCUGAGCCCCCACCCACCCGUCCUGGCUGCCCUGCGUGCUCAGCGCCAGCUCAGUGAGGAGCAGAGCUACCGCAUGUCCCGUGUCAUCGAGCCGCCAGCCGCCUCCUGCCCCAGCUCCCCACGCAUCCGGCGGCGCAUCAGCCUCACCAAGCGCCUCAGUGCGAAGUUGUCCCGAGAGAAAAGCUCAUCCCCUGGUGGGAGUCCUGGGGACCCCUCCUCACCCACCUCCAGUCUAUCCCUGGGAUCUCCCCCACCCAGUCCUCGAGCCAAGGACCCUCCUCCUGGAAGUCCCCCAGCCUCUCCAGGGCCCCAGGGCCCCAACACCAAGCUGCCCCUGAGUCCGGAUCCGCCAGGCUCCCAGUCCCCAGCCUCACCUCCGAGCAGCUCUCACAUCCUGGUCCCCGGCCAGCAGAGCUCCGAGGCCCGCAUCAUCCGUGUCAGCAUUGACAACGACCACGGGAACCUGUACCGGAGCAUCCUGCUCACCAGCCAGGACAAAGCUCCCGGCGUGGUGCUACGAGCCUUGCAGAAACACAACGUGGCCCAGUCCUGGGUCCGGGACUACCAGCUCUUCCAAGUCCUUCCUGGGGACAGGGAGCUCCUGAUUCCAGACAACGCCAAUGUCUUCUAUGCAAUGAGUCCAGUCGCCCCCGGGGACUUCGUCCUUCGCAGGAAGGCGGCGGCCCAGCACACGCCCGCACUGUCUCCAACAUGAGGUGGCCCCCUUCUCCCUCCAGGACAGAGGCUUCAUGGGCAGCCAGGAUAUCUCCCACCCCAAGAAAGGCUGCAGCGUUCUGUAUCCCAUGCCUGCCCUGACCCCGGCUUUAGCCCACCGGAGCCCAUCUCUCCAACCUUGGCACUGAACCUCCAUUCCAAAGACUUCAGCUGCCAGGGUAACUGGUAGAAAGCUCCAUCUCAUAACACAGAAGGUGGGGCAUAGAGGGGGGUCAGACCUCUCCCCGGAAAACCCUCGGAGCUGUUGGCAAUGCAUCAGAACCGAGAGCUGUGGAUGAAAUGGUGGCAAAGGUUCAACUAGGAGCCACUCGUGUUGAUUUCACGCCUGUGCGUCAUAUUCGUUCUUUAUUCACUUUUAAAAAUGUGCCUUCCAGCAGUUGCUGUAAUGGCUAUGUUGCUGGACUCC